Messenger RNA from Ectocarpus sp. CCAP 1310/34, 5341 nucleotides. The record is from the annotation of a GenBank genome assembly. NCBI's taxonomy places the organism in Eukaryota, Phaeophyceae, Ectocarpales, Ectocarpaceae.
AUGUCUGCGAAAGACUCUGGGAUUUCUGGCGGGGGCGAGACCGGCCCGACUCACGAGGAGCUGAAGGCGACCAUCGACGACGCCGUGGGCGACGCCAGUACCAGACUGGAGAAGAUGGUGACGGAGAAAAUGGAAGGCAUCAUGGACACCUUGUCCCGGUUAGUGCCCGGGGCACCGCCCGCCGGAAGUGCGACCGCAGCGGGCGGCGGAGGGGAGUCACUGGGGAGGCCGCACGCCUUCCCUGGCGCGGGUCAGCUGGACCAAGCGCCGAAUACCGAACGAGGGCUCGAGGGAGCGAGAGGACUGCGAGGCCCGGAACCACGAGAGCCUUCGCCACCCGAGGGGGCUAUCUCGCGAGAAGAGUCAGCAGAGAGGAGCAACCUUUACGGUAUGCUUUCAGCUCGCAUGCCCGGAUACCACGCCUGAAACAGUUGGACUUCGAUGGAGACGAAAAUAACUGGCUCAUGUUUCGAAACGAUUCAAUUACGCAGGUGCAGACUUGUGGAAUGGGUCGUGCCUUGAGUGACAGCAGGAACAUUGUGGCCUAGGCGUAGACGAUGAUGGCAUGGUAGAGCAGGGAGUGAAAGCAGGGUAGAUAGCCAUGUACCGAGAUCUGCUCGCCGCCGGGUAAUGGGGUAAAUGUUUCUUCCAACGCACGCCACGCUGCCGAGGGCCCCUUGCGAUCGUAAACCGGCAUUUUUGUGGAAUUGUUGGAGAUCGCUCCGCUCAGCAUCCCACACAGAUCCCGGUACAUGGCUAUCUCCCCUGCUUUCACUCCCUGCUCUACCAUGCCAUCAUCGUCUACGCCUAGGACCACAAUGUUCCUGCUGUCACUCAAGGCACGACCCAUUCCACAAGUCUGCACCUGCGUAAUUGAAUCGUUUCGAAACAUGAGCCAGUUAUUUUCGUCUCCAUCGAAGUCCAACUGUUUCAGGCGUGGUAUCCGGGCAUGCGAGCUGAAAGCAUACCGUAAAGGUUGCUCCUCUCUGCUGACUCUUCUCGCGAGAUAGCCCCCUCGGGUGGCGAAGGCUCUCGUGGUUCCGGGCCUCGCAGUCCUCUCGCUCCCUCGAGCCCUCGUUCGGUAUUCGGCGCUUGGUCCAGCUGACCCGCGCCAGGGAAGGCGUGCGGCCUCCCCAGUGACUCCCCCCCGCCGCCCGCUGCGGUCGCACUUCCGGCGAGCGGUGCCCCGGGCACUAACCGGGACAAGGUGUCCAUGAUGCCUUCCAUUUCUCCGUCGCCAUCUUCUCCAGUCUGGUACUGGCGUCGCCCACGGCGUCGUCGAUGGUCGCCUUCAGCUCCUCGUGAGUCGGGCCGGUCUCGCCCCCGCCAGAAAUCCCAGAGUCUUUCGCAGACAUAUUGUGUGUCUCCCGCACCAGUCUAGACUAUGGCGAUAUCGCCACAACAGAACUCUAGAGUGUUGAUUGGCCCCAAGCCGAGUGCUGCUCGAUGAGCAUGAUUGUCCCGGUCGACAAUGUGAGGAGAUGGUGAAGUCGUUUUAUUGGUCGUCCUCGUAGACACAAGCAACGAAAGAGAGUGGGCACCAGGGUGCAUCACAAACACCGAGGCAGGCGAGCAACAGUCGCAAGACAUAUCCGGAACUCGGAACACAUGGCAGGACGGAACGCGUGACAACUUGCCAAAGAUACCACUACCGGAGAUACUCCGAAGAUCCAAAUGACCGAUGGACGGCCACGUACUUGCACACUGAUGAAGCUCAAAACCACACAUGAGUACUACCGCAGUAGCCUUCGUCGGGAUGGCACAAUCCACCUCACGAUCAUGUACCUCUGUAGACGCAACAGCUGUCUCCACCCAUAGCCCACGAGGGCUGCCCACGACAAACGGUGGGCACAAACAGGGUCAUAGAAGGAUUAAUGUGUGGCCGCGGUGCUGCCGGUAAGGCAGGUAAGGCUUGUAGACCUCGAGAAGACCAGUUGUCAAUCCGCCAAAACUUCUCUAAUUUCAGUAUAUUCAAAUGAUCAGCUAAAAUGAUCAGUGAAAGGGCUCGUAGACUCAUAGCUGGUUCUGACCCAUAGCUGGGUUGUACUUCUUCUGAACUUCUCUGUCCCCUUCACAAUGCUCUCCCCGGCCUGCCCCCUCCGUCCCUGGGGUAGACCGAGGUUCCGCAAGUGGAUCUAGACCUCGAAAGACCACCCAGUAAAGACGAAUAUUCGGUCCCUAGUACUGUGAGAGGGGGAUCCUGAGCCGGUUGGGAGUUACUGCUGUCGUGAGAUCGGGGUAGCUCGUGAGCCGCUAGCUUUGGUAGCUGCAAUAUGAAACUGGAUCCUGACGCCCCGGCUUGGACACCGGGGCUAUGCAGCAGCAGAGAGCACGGUGAGGGUGGCGGAGUGACCGCACGCCGUGGGGGUAUGCCCCAGAGAGAGGAAAGGAGAGAAUCCAGAGAUGGAGGGCCACACCGCUUCGGGAUAAGAAGACAACUCUAUGGGAAACAAGGCAAGAACCGGGGUAAACUAUCACGUUAGCCCGAGUGUUCGCACGAAAAUAAUGGCAAUAAACCAAAAAUAGAGGGGAAGAUGGAGGAAAAGGAGGGGUCGGGCGGCGCGAAGGCUAGCUACGAGAGCAGCGCGCGCAGCGCGAAAGAGACAGCAGGGUCAACUUGUUAGGGUCGCAACCUGGAAUGUGCGGACUUUGGCUGUAAACGGGGCUAACGGAUACGGGCGAGCCUACAGCGUUCUGCACAAGGCAGCGAGACAAGGCGCAUCGGUGGAAUGAAUGCAGGAGACACGGAGGGCAGGUCGAACGGAAUUUGCAGCAGCGGGUUUCCGGGUGUUCUGCUGUGGCACGAAGACUGGUGGAGUCCAAUAUGUGGGGAAGAGUCGCUGUGCAAGACAUCCACGUUCACUACGGAGUUUAUCGACGAACGCCUUAUGGCCAUGAGGUUUCUGUUGGCAGGCCACCGUGGAGUGGUCAACUUCGUAGCCGCGUAUGCCCCAACCGAACCUUACGCGUGUUCUGGGGAAAACUUGACAUCUCGUGCGGAGGAUCCCUUCCAAAGCAUGUGUGUAUGUCCUACUGGACGCCAACGCGCGGACGGUAGAUAGGUUGGACGGAGGGGACGGAAGGGUAAUAGGAAUGUACGGGCGUGAUGAGCUCAACGACAAUGGCAUGCUACUGUUGAAUUUCGCAACGGAGAACAGGCUAGCUCUCACGAACACGUUCUUUGAGACACGCAAGGGCGGAAUAUGGCACACAUACAACGGUGUGUCGGGAAACGAUUGCAAGCGCCUUGACUAUAUCCUAACAAGGCAGGCACAUCACGGCCGAGUGUCUAACGUGGUCGUCAUCCCCCUGCCGGUUCGCCCAGUCAAAGCAGACUCAGGCCACAAUAUGGUAGUAGCCACCGUCAACCUCGGUGGCAGGCUUGCCCACAACCGUGCAGUCUGGACUAAACCGAAACAGAAGCAAUUAAACCGCCGGGAAUUGCGGUUCGAAGCAGCACGGUUUGCGGUGACUAAUCGGUUCAUCGUCAACCUCGACACACGACUGGACGAGCGAACAUUCACCGCCGCGGAAUUGGCGACCGACUUUACCAAUGCUCUCCUCGAAGCAGCGUGGACGACCCUGGGGGAGGAACCGGGGAGACGCCACGCAGGGGUGGUAUGAGGCCCCAGAGACGCGAGCAGUGCUGAAGCAGGCCUUUAACCAAACGUCGGGAAGCGCACCGGGCGAUGAGGGGCGACUGGAACUCAGCAACGUGGAGGGUUCUCAAAGCAGCGUGUAAGGGAGUGGCUACAGCAUUCGAAACGGGCAUUAAUGCCCACCUGGACGGAUAUGUGACUGUUUUCGAAGCAAUCUACGAAGAUCGCGACAUGCGAGGACUGUACCAACACCUCAAGAGAUCACCGGGCCUCAGCGGGAGACAAGCGGUGGGACAGCAGUUCGUCGCGGAUGAGAACGGCGUGUUGCUCCGGAACAGGGACGACAUCCUCCAGCGGUGGGCGAGAUUCUUCAGCACCCUACUCAACACCAAAUCCCCCACCCUGAACCCAGACAUCAUCGAACGAGUAACGCAGCGGCCAGCGACACGUGACACUCAAUGGUUGGGACAUACAUGUGCCAGAACUCGAGGAGGUGGCACGGGCAACGAAAGGCCUCAAGAACUGGAAGGCACCCGGCCAUGACUCCCUCCUUGCCGAGUUGCUCAAGAUCGAUGACGACGAACCCUUCGUCCUGAGACACCUCCAUACCAUCCUCGUCAAGGUGUAGAGCGGAGGAGAUAUUCCGCGAGAGUUGGAGGAUGCAACCAUCAAGGUGCUGUACAAGAAGGGUGACCGGUCCAACUGUAACAACUACAGGGGGAUUUCGCUACUGUCUCACGUAGGCAAGGUCCCCAUCAAGAUCAUCACCAACCGUCUAAGCGCCUUCUGCGAAGCCAGCAACAUCCUCCCGGAGGAACAGUUCGAAUUUCGAUCCGGGUGAUUCACUGUCGACAUGCUGUCGACAUGCUGUUCGUCGUGCGCCGCCUCGAGGAGCUGGGGCGGAGAAAGAAAACACCGCUCUUCAUAUGCUUCGUCGACUUGAAGAAGGCGAAUGAUUCGGUGGACUGAGAGAUGCUAUGGUAGGUGCUGGCCAGGGCCGGGAUUCCGCGAAGCUGAUCGAAGUCAUCCGCCAAUUCCACGAUGGAAUGCGGGCCCGCGUGCACAUGGACGACGGAGAACUAUCGGACUGGUUCUUCGUGACACAGGGCGUGCGACAAGGAUAUGUUCUAUCCCCGCUGCUGUUCAACAUCUUCUUCGCCGAGGUCCUCGAGGUUGUUGUCAUCCGAUUCAGCGAGGAUGAUGUUGUUCUGCGGAGCCUGGUGUGCUUGGAGGAGGGGAAGACGGAGGCGUGGGGGGGGGGAGGAGACACCCCUUGACCGAGUUCAGAGGGCAGUAUGGGGGACGCUGUACGCCGAUGAUGCCGGCGUGGUAUCGAGGUCUGCAAAACGACUGGCGAGAAUGAUGACCAUCAUCGUUGAGGUGUUCGGGGAGUUCGGGCUAACGGUGCCGGAGAAGAAGACAGAGACGCUCCUGAUGCGCGCGAAGGACAAGCCGACUACAACAUCACAGCCCCCCCCGCCUCCACCGCUGACCAUCGAAGCCGCGGGACAGAAAUACGCCCAGACGACCGAGUUCUGGUACCUCGGUGGCCUCGUCAACGAACAUGGCGACCUCACCUAGGACAUCAACUACAGUAGCAGAGGAGCAUGGGCGUGCCUCAGGCCAUAUGGCCGGGAGCUCUUCGACAGACCAAAAGCGCCAUUCCGACUCAAGAUCCGCCUGAUCCAGGCGGAGGCGAUGGAGGCACUGCAGUACGGCUGCAUGACAUGGUCACCGCUCAG